AUGGCUCAGCUGCUGCACCUGCCGGACCUCGCGGCGGCGCGGCCGCCGGCGGGGAGGAGGAGGGGCGUGGCGGUGGCGGCGGGGGCGGGGGGCCGUGUCAAGCAGGGGGAGGCGAGGGGGCGGGUGAUCAGGGUCGCUGACCCCGUGCGGGACGGCCGGAUGCCGGUCCCGCUGCCGCCGCUCUUCGCCGCGCCGGCCAUGCCGUCCGAGUCGCCGCCGGCCGCACGGAGGCGCGGGGACGAGGACGACGAGGAGAGGCAGAGGUACUACCUCAACGUGGGGUACGCGAUCCGGACGCUCAGGGAGGAGCUCCCCGAUGUGCUCUACAAGGAGCCCAGCUUCGACAUCUACAGAGAUGACAUUGUCUUCCAAGAUCCUUUGAAUACAUUCAAGGGCCUGGAAAAUUACAAAAGGAUAUUCUGGGCGCUUCGUUUUACUGGCCGGAUCUUCUUCAAAGCAUUGUGGGUUGAUAUAGUCAGUAUAUGGCAGCCUGCUGAGAACAUGAUCAUGAUUCGCUGGAUUGCCCACGGCAUUCCUCGAGUACCUUGGGAUGGGCAUGGCCGCUUUGAUGGUGCUUCUGUCUAUAAACUUGACAAGAAUGGCAAGAUCUAUGAGCAUAAGGUGCACAAUGUCGCAAUGAAUCCACCAACGAAAUUCAAGGUCCUACCGGUCCAUGAGCUAAUCAGAUCACUUGGUUGCCCCUCUACUGCAAAACCAACUUAUUUCGAAGCUUCAUCACAAUAUCUGUGUGCUGGGCCAUCUUAUUUGAGAUUAGCAUGGAUAAGAUGCUACAUCUCAUUGUGCCGUAUGCUUUCGCUAGCAAAUCUGGGAGAAGGAUAG
This is a messenger RNA of Miscanthus lutarioriparius, 840 nucleotides long. Lineage: Eukaryota; Viridiplantae; Streptophyta; Magnoliopsida; Poales; Poaceae. The record is from the annotation of a GenBank genome assembly.